Suillus subalutaceus is the source of this 1590-nucleotide messenger RNA. RefSeq lists its product as uncharacterized. The transcript has 11 exons. Lineage: Eukaryota; Fungi; Basidiomycota; Agaricomycetes; Boletales; Suillaceae. The record is from RefSeq and is a predicted model, not a curated record. Bases 1 to 1590 code for a protein of 529 amino acids.
AUGUGGCUCGUCGAGGCAGACAAGGCUAAGUCUUGCUUUCGAAAUCUGUAUUAUCAGGCUUCACGCCUGCAGAUUGCACAUCAGCGAGGGGCUUGGUCACUGGCAAUCUCGUCUCGUGAGGUGGUUUUGAGUUUGCACAUCGGAAUCUUCUCCAUCAAUGCGAGACAGUGGUGGGGCCACCAGUACCAUAGUAUCGGAGAUUGGAUGAUGGUUUCAUUCCUCCACAAAGAUCUCGCAAUCUAUGUUCACGAGAUCAAGAAAAAGAAAAGGUGUUCAAUUCUGGUGUUAAAGAUACAAUGUAUACUCGACGUUCCAUAUGGACAGGGCGGUCUCCCGUCAUAUCUGAGUACUCUCGACAGUGGCAUUACCAACGGAUGGAAUCAAACCACAGUCGAUUGCCCCAUCGGUGACAAAGUCCAUCCGGACAACUUCAUCGUACAUUCGUGGUCUUUGCUCCACGGGCCCGCGUAUUGGACAAAUCCCCACCACGACUCUGAUGGCAGCGUGACCUUUGUUCAAAUUGAAACCGGCGAGAAAAAAUGGGGCCUAUUCAAACCAAUCCACGAGGACACGAUUACUCGGACCAACCUCUCCAACAUAGCCUUAACAUUGACCGAUCUCUACCGAAACCGAGAGAAUAUCCAGGAAAAUUGGCACGGAGAAAUUGUCACUCUCUUGCCGGGUGACAUGCUUAUACAACCGGCAGGACAGUUUCACGCGGUUUACACACCUGUGGCUUCGUUUGCUACCGGGGGGCAUUUCUACAACUACGAAUGCAUGCAUUUAACGGAACUCUCUCGUUACAUAGACCAUAAACAAGGCAAAAUCCUCACUAACCAAGUACACGCACACUCCCUCGAAACGUUCCAGCGAAUGGUCAUCAACUUACCACGCAUAUCGCGUCGCGUUAAGUUAUACAACAGGCCCCUCAUCGCCCUGUGCACUAUGGUCUUGGAAUGCGAUAAAUAUGUGGCUGCCGGCACCGAAAAACCAAAAGUACGAUCGAGCACCACUCAACCAGCGCACGAUAUUGCAAACGCCAUCAUCAAACAUUUCUGGAAGGACUUGAAGACGGCAACCAAGACAUAUCGCAAGAAGCAGACGGACGGGAGCAACAACCAAAUGCAUCCAGGGGAACCCAUCAGUAGAGAAGAACUAUUGACCUGCCUAAAGCGCUUUACGACAUUAGGACUCUAUGGACGUUCGGACUUUGGCGCAUCCAGCGAUCUCCUGGACUCGUGCUUGUUUAACAUAGAUAUAGAUAUGGCCACUGAGUUAAACCUCAAUGUUGCAUUUCGCAAUGCCUGCCUAAGUACAAAUAUCGACUUGUUAAACGAGUCAGACAUGACUCAUAUGUCGGGCUGUAAGGCGUUGUACCUAGAUGGGUACACGGGAGUAUUUACUAUAUAUGGUCAUGGAAAGAGCAACUCCGAUGCUCAACACUCGCAUGAAUAUGUCUCCCGGCCAAAUAUGCACAUCGAAUACUGUCUCGAAGCUCUGGUAUCCAUGAAAGGAUUUUUGCCAGACAAGUCGCUGCCUGCCGUUGCCCUCGCUGCCAAGUUGAUGGCAGAAAAGUUCGGCUCCGUGUAG